Drosophila hydei is the source of this 1500-nucleotide messenger RNA. Its product is annotated as golgin-45. Gene Ontology annotation, cellular component: Golgi membrane. The coding region runs from base 70 to 1419 and encodes 449 amino acids. Gene Ontology annotation, biological process: Golgi organization; Golgi to plasma membrane protein transport. NCBI's taxonomy places the organism in Eukaryota, Metazoa, Arthropoda, Insecta, Diptera, Drosophilidae. The transcript has 2 exons. The record is from RefSeq and is a predicted model, not a curated record.
CAAAAUUAAUAAAAUUUUUGUAGGUAUAAAUAUAAAGACAUCAAGACUUGUCAUUAAAAAAAAAAAGCCAUGAAUACAGAUGCCUUAGAAAACGAUGGUGAUAGCAGAGUGCAAUCUUGCCGCACAAGCGGUGACGGCAUGGAACACAUUGACAUCUCAACUUCAACGAAAGUAGGACACGAAGAGCAAUCGUCAACAAGUUUCGAAGCUGUUAAGAUCAAGCGACCACAAUUACCGCGCAAGGAUAGCACGAUAGUCCAGGAAGCGGUAUUUACGUCAAAGACGUCCCAAAGCAAUGGUAACUCUGCUUCACUGGCUUUGCCUGGCUUACACACACUCUACCGGCGACCCGACGUUAUGAGCCGAAGUCUAGCGCCUGCGCUGCCCAAGGGCGAGCUCAUCCAGCUGAAGCCUAGAUUGGUCAAUACAGCUCAACCACUGCCAGAGCAUAAGAAAACCAAACCACCGAAAUUCGUGCCUUAUGAACCAUAUCCAGGUGCCGUGAAUCCCAUGACUCCUGCACAGCAAGCCGCUAAGCAAAGGACUCAGAGGGUUAGCAAAAACAAUUUAGACAUUGCUGUUCUAGCGGAUCAGGUAUCAACGCUGCGCACUCAGGAACUUGUCCAAGAUGAUGGCGAUGCCAAACACAUUGAUGCAACGAGCAGCGCAAGCAGCGAGGAAAUGCAACGUCUCAAGCAGGAGUUGGCUAAAAUGCAAGAGGAGCGCGAUCAUUUUAAGGCGCAGUAUAAAUUCCAGACGCAAGUUAACGGGGAGCUUAAAAGCCUGCUAGUAGCUUCCGUUGGCGAAGACUUACAGACAAGGGUCAACUUGCUGACCGAAGAUAAAUUGCAAUUAGCUCGUGCUCUGCUCGAUACGGCAAACAAUUUGACCACACACACUGAACAAAUCGAAUUUUUGGCCAGUCAAUGCGAGGUGUGGCGCUCCAAGUUUUUGGCCAGCAGCGUCAUGGUCGAGGAACUGGCGCGCUGGAAAGCCGAUCUUACGCAAAAGAAUCAAAUGCUGAACGAAUCGACCAAACAAUUGAUGCACACCACGCAUCAAAUACGCGAAAUUCAAUUGGACAUCCUAAAGCAACUGAAAUUCCUCGCUAAAAUACGUUAUCUAAAUUUGCCUUCCACUGAUGUAAUCAGCCUUAGCGCCGAGAACUUAAAUAUCCUACAGCGUAUGGUGUUGCACUCAGGAUUGGGCAUACCCGAGACGACUCUCAAGCUUUCUAGUGCAACAACCAGCCCGCUCUGUGAUGCCGAGAAAUACGCUGUGCAGGCACUGGAAUUUGUUAGUCAGCCGCUGAUGGCUACGGAUGAAGCUAUACGAGCACUAUUCGGUCAGGUGCAGCGUCCGCAUUUCGGCAUGUCAGCCGCAACUGGGGAGUCAGAAACAGCGGGCACCUCCCAAUGAGAGGAUCACUUAUUGAGCAAUAUUUGAUUUUAGAAAAACAUGCAAUUUUUUAUAUAAUAGACGUAGCACGGUAAAUGCAAU